Messenger RNA from Dictyostelium purpureum, 2313 nucleotides. RefSeq lists its product as uncharacterized. The record is from RefSeq and is a predicted model, not a curated record. Lineage: Eukaryota; Evosea; Eumycetozoa; Dictyosteliales; Dictyosteliaceae. The transcript has 2 exons. Bases 1 to 2313 code for a protein of 770 amino acids. Gene Ontology annotation, molecular function: GTPase activity; GTP binding.
AUGGCAAGAAGUAAACCAUUCAGUGGUAAACAGAAAAAAGAUCAACUAAAAGAAAAAAAAGAAAGAAAAAGAAUCGAAAAUGCAAUACUUGAUAAUAAUUUAGAUAUUUCAAUACAAGAAAAAAGAAAAAUGGCAAGAGAAAUAUUAAAAGGAAAUAUAAAUAAUUCUGUAAAUAAUAAUGACCAUAUUUUAUCAAGUAAAAUAAUUUUAACGAAAAAUAAAAACGAUGAAAACAAUGAAGAUUAUGAAAACUCAGAUGAUACCGAAUCUGAGGAAGAAGUCGAGAAAGCUUUAAACCACAUCAAAGAAAUCAACACACAAAUGGCAAAGUUUGAUAAUAAUAAUAAAAAUAAUAAUAACAAUAAUAAUAAUAGAGACAAUGGAAGAAGAAUGAAUAAACUUGUAACCAUCUUUGAAAAAGAAUCAAAGGAGGAAAUAGAAUUAAGAAAACAGAAUAGUAAAAAACCAUUAGAUACAACAUUUAGAGAAAAGCCAUGGUUAAUUAUGAAUGAAUAUGAUAAAGAGAAUCAAAUUGAUAAUAAUAACUUUAUUGAUAUUCCAAAAAGACCAAAAUGGAGCUAUAGCAUGUCAGCAGAUAGAUUGAAACAGGAAGAAAGAUCAAUGUUUUCAAAUUGGCUUAGCGAUAUUGUAAAGAACUAUGACAAGAAAAGACUAAAUUACUUUGAAAACAAUUUAGAGGUAUGGAGACAACUCUGGAGAGUAUCCGAAAGGUCCGAUGUAAUUUUGUUAAUCACCGAUGCUAGAUACCCAUUGUUCCAUUUCCCACCAUCUCUUUACAACUAUAUUCAUGAAGAACUAAAAAAACCAAUGAUAUUAGUAUUAAACAAAACAGAUUUGGUAAAUAAAAGAAUUAUAGAGGCAUGGAUCAAUUACUUUACAAAGAACUAUCCAUCACUCAAGGUAAUCUGCUUUAGUUCAUUUGCAUCUUUUGAAGACGAGUCUGAAAUUGACUUUGAAGAUGCCACCAAAAAGAGAAAAAUGAAAAAAGGAAGAAAAAGAUACGAUUUAUCUAAAGGUAAACAAAAUCUAAUCGAAGCUAUCAAAUCGUUAUCAACACUUGGUAAUAAAGCAAAUUUAAUAACCGGCGAAGAUUUAGAAGAAAAAACAAAAGAGAAAGAAAAUAAUGUAAGUGAAGACGAUUUCAGCGAAGAAGAGGAUGACACCGAAGAUGACACCCAAGAUGAUGAAAAUAGUUAUGAAGAUGAUUAUGACAGUUACUAUAGCGAUUAUUGUAAUAAUGAAAAGAAACAACAACACCCUCAAGAUAAACAACAGUUAGAUUUUGUUACAAUUGGUAUGGUUGGCCACCCAAAUGUUGGUAAAUCAAGUUUAAUUAAUGGUUUGAUGGGUAAAAAAGUAGUUAGUACUAGCCGAACACCAGGUCACACCAAACACUUUCAAACCAUUGUCUUUUCAAAGAAUAUUCAAUUAUUAGAUUGCCCAGGUUUAGUUUUUCCAGCAUUAGAUAGACCAAAACAAUUACAAAUUCUUUGUGGUCUUUUUCCAAUAGCACAAGUUCGUGAACCUUUCUCUGCAAUUCAAUAUUUAGCUGAACGUGUUCCUGUAGAAAAGAUUUAUCGUUUAAAAAACCCAAAUGAAGAAGACAAUGAGCCAUGGAGUGCAUAUUCAAUUUGUGAAGCAUUUGCAUUAAAAAGAGGCUAUUUAGUUGCUAAAUCGGGUAGACCAGAUCCACAUCGUGCAGGUUUAGAGUUAUUAAAAGAUUGUGUCGAUGGAAAUAUAGUCAUCUCAUGGCCUCCUCCUGGAUUCACCAAAGACGAAUAUAUACAAUUGCUUUCAAAUCAUAGCAACGAUGGCGACAAUAGCAACGAAGCCAACUAUCAUAAUAAAGAUGAUUCAUCCAAUGGCCCACCAGCAACAAAAGCAUUUUUAAAAUACAAUAAAAAAUUAAAGAAAAAGAAUAUGUUAAAUAAAAUCGCAUACAGUGAUGAAAGUGAAGAUGAAGAAAUUGAUAGUGAUCCAUCAAUCGAAGAACAAUUUGUCAAAUCCCCAAAACAAACUGCAUUCAUGGCUUUAGAUUCAAUUAGUACCGAUGAAAAUGAAGAUACUAGUGACUUGGAUGAAAGUGAUGAUUAUAGCGAAAAAGAAAAAAACAAUAAAAAAACCACAACCAAAAAAACCACAACCACAAAUACCACAACCACCUCAAAAUCAACAUCAGCACCAAAAACAAAUAAAAAAAAGAAAAAAGGAAAUAUAAAACAUGAAUCUGAAUAUCAAGAAAGAUUAAAAGAAAAACAAAAUAAAGGUGGUAAUAGAAGGCAAUUAAUUUAG